This is a messenger RNA of Suillus plorans, 1667 nucleotides long. Its product is annotated as adenylate kinase. The record is from RefSeq and is a predicted model, not a curated record. NCBI's taxonomy places the organism in Eukaryota, Fungi, Basidiomycota, Agaricomycetes, Boletales, Suillaceae. Gene Ontology annotation, cellular component: cytoplasm; mitochondrion. The coding region runs from base 311 to 1255 and encodes 314 amino acids. Gene Ontology annotation, molecular function: AMP kinase activity; ATP binding. Gene Ontology annotation, biological process: nucleobase-containing compound metabolic process. The transcript has 5 exons.
UCCAAUUGUGUGAUUUGCACUUACUUACUUUGGUAUGACACAAACCGUCUCCUUUAAAUCAGUGAUUCAGACUUCUUCCCCACGUAACACCCCAUUACCACGUAACACCCCGCCAACUCCCCCCCAAAUUGUUGGUGAAGCGAGGAAGCGUACCUCGCCAAGCAUUACACUAAACUAUCCGCGUACGUUCGUACGUAUCGACGAAACAAAAUUUAUCGAACGACAUUAAAUACACACAUCAUUCGAUACCACCCAGCGGAAUAUAUACCUGUCAUUAAAUCCGCCUCUAAUUCUAUCCGCUUCCUUCCUCAUGAACUUUCUGUUCGCUCGCGCCCCGUCAAUACGAAUCGCCCCCACUGCAACUGCGCGCAGAUCUAUCUCCCAUUCUGUAUCGGUUUCAAAGGCACUACCAUUUUAUCUUAACACUCUGCGCUCAGCAGAACAAAAUGACGGCAAGGUCUUGCGUAUGCUCAUGUUCGGAAAACCCGGCGCUGGCAAGGGAACACUCUCAGCCCGCCUCGUGAAAAAGUAUGACAUACUGUCCCUAUCCACUGGUGACCUUUUGCGGCAGCACAUCGCGGAGAGAACUGAAGUUGGCAGACAGGCAGAAGAAAUUGUUGCACAGGGAAGCUUACUUCCUGAUGAUGUCAUGCUAAAAGUGGUCGCGAGCAAACUCGAGUUGCUCAACAACAGGCAUUGGAUUUUGGACGGCUUUCCACGAACGCUAGGUCAAGGCAAACUGCUUGAUGCCCAUCUUCAGAACCAGAAUGCCCCAUUAAGUCUUGUAGUCAACUUGGAUGUCGCAGACAAUGUCAUCCUCAGUCGGAUAUCUGACCGCUGGGUUCAUCUGCCAUCUGGCCGUGUGUACAAUAUGUCAUACAACCGACCCAAAGUGGAUGGCUUCGAUGACGAAACAGGCGAACCAUUGACGAGGCGACCUGAUGAUAACCCUGAGAUAUUUUCUCGCCGUCUCAAGCAAUUUUACGAUUCCACGUCGCCCCUGCUCGCAUAUUACGCGUCGCCGGUCAACAAAUUGGCACGACUUAUUACUCUGCAAGGCGAAACGUCGGACGAGAUUUGGCCUCAGCUAGACGCCGUCGUGCGAAGGUCGUUCCCCGGCGUUCGGGAACGCGUUUCAAGCAUUUCCCAGCGGCGGUAUAGUCUCAGUGACCCAUUUGCAAUGGAACAAGAGAAGCGGGCCAUCAAGCGAGGUGCGGCUAGUGAUGGGCCUAAUCCAUCCAAAUUUUUAAAUUAGCCGUGUUUCGUAGUUGACGUUGAGUAUUUUGUUAUUCGCCCUUUCGCCAUUUCUCCAGUUGUAACUUGUGCACCGGGUUGAUGUUGCAUUUUUCUUAUUCUACCUACGUCUCAACUACGUCUUUCGAAUAUUUUGACAUCUCACCAUGUUUUUUAUCAAUUGUAUUUCUACCCUUGCAAUCAUACCGAUAGGAAGUCUGGUAUGCAGCAUUGGGAUCAAAUUGGUUACCGGACAAUUGUUUGUAGAACUUCAACACAUAUACUAAGGAGGUAGUCGCGGAAGGUGUCUACCAUCAUGGUGCCAGGUCAUCGUUCCUCCUGUUGUGCGUUGCCACAAAGUCAUCCGCUUGGUCCCAGCUAUAGAAGUCCAUCUCCCUGUUCAAAUUUUCAUGUCCUCCACAAUACUUGAGCUC